This is a messenger RNA of Bufo gargarizans (Asiatic toad), 9148 nucleotides long. It is a transcript of the gene TRIO, whose product is annotated as trio Rho guanine nucleotide exchange factor. The transcript is spliced from 51 exons. Gene Ontology annotation, cellular component: cytoplasm. Lineage: Eukaryota; Metazoa; Chordata; Amphibia; Anura; Bufonidae. The record is from RefSeq and is a predicted model, not a curated record. Gene Ontology annotation, molecular function: guanyl-nucleotide exchange factor activity; protein binding. The coding region runs from base 360 to 7790 and encodes 2476 amino acids.
ACUUAUACAUUCACCGCAACCACCAGCACCGUCGCCGCCUGUGACACUGGUUGUUGUGAUUACCGGAGCAGUGAUUUGCGGUUUUGUACCGUUAUUUCGGUCUUCUCUCGCUCGGCGAGGUCUGCCUCCCGGCACCGGGGGCCAUAGGUGUGGUCUUUGUUUUUAGUGCAUGACUAGGCUUCGUUCUGCAAAUGGGGUGCUGCUGGCUUUUCUGAUCGCUGGUCGCAUAGCUCUCCUUUACGUUUGGCACGGACGUGGCGUACUGGUAGAACGUGGAGAGGACAAAGGAGGGAGAGCCUGAGGCAGAUGACGGCGUGAGGGAGGACAAUCCAGUCGGUGGCAGCAAACGUUCCGGAAGAAUGAACAGCUCUAGUAAUGUUAUCCCGUGCUCCACGUCCGCCGCUCCCGUCAGUGCGGCGGGCAGCGGCGAGGCCGGCGCGGGGGAGGCACUGGAGGAGACGGCCAAGGACUCGGCAGACAUUGCUGCUUUUUACAGAUCUGGAAUUCAAAGAAAUGAGACCUUGAAAGCUAUGGAAGUGUUACCUGUAUUAAAGGAGAAAGUUGCCUACCUGUCUGGUGGUAGAGAUAAAAGAGGAGGUCCAGUUUUAACUUUUCCUGCUCGAAGCAAUCAUGAAAGAAUAAGACAAGAAGAUCUCAGAAGGCUUCUGUCAUAUCUUGCCUGUAUACCUAGCGAGGAAGUUUGCAAGCGUGGUUUUACAGUAAUUGUAGAUAUGCGUGGCUCUAAGUGGGACUCAAUUAAGCCUUUACUGAAGAUUUUGCAAGAAUCAUUUCCUUGUUUUAUUCACAUUGCACUAAUCAUAAAGCCGGAUAAUUUUUGGCAGAAGCAAAGAAUUAAUUUUGGAAGCUCCAAAUUUGAAUUUGAGACUAAUAUGGUUUCUUUAGAAGGCCUUACCAAAGUUGUUGAUCCUUCUCAGCUAACAUAUGAAUUUGAUGGUAGCUUGGAGUAUAACCAUGAAGAAUGGAUAGAAAUCAGGUUGGCAUUUGAGGACUUCAUUGGUAAAGCUACUCAUAUGCUUUCACGACUUGAGGAGCUACAAGAGAUGCUUGGUAACAAAGAACUGCCUCAGGAUUUAGAAAGUGCCCGAAGCAUGAUAGAUUCACAUUGUCAAUUAAAAAAAAGGGUAACUAAAGCCCCAAUUGAAGACCUUGAUAUAGAAGGACAAAAACUCAUGGAAAGGAUCCAAAACAGUGAAAGUUUUCCCAAAAAAACUUCUAGCUCUGGCAAUGCUGACCUUCAGAAUUUUUUACCUAAAGUAUCAACAAUGCUUGAUAGACUACAUUCCACAAGACAACAUCUGCAUCAAGUUUGGCACCAUCGAAAGCUAAAAUUGGACCAGUGCUUUCAACUUAGGCUAUUUGAGCAAGAUGCCGAUAAGAUGUUUGACUGGAUUGCCCAUAACAAAGGACUUUUCUUGACAAGUUACUCCGACAUAGGUGUCGGCCACAACCAAGCUCUGGAGCUACAAACGCAGCACAAUCAUUUUGCUAUGAAUUGUAUGAAUGUCUAUGUGAACAUAAAUCGAAUUGUGUCGGUAUCCAAUAGACUUGUGGAGUCUGGACAUUAUGCUUCACUACAAAUCAGGCAGAUUGCCAGCCAGCUUGAGCAAGAGUGGAAAAUGUUUGCAGCUGCUCUAGAUGAACGAAGCACACUUCUGGAAAUGUCUGCUGUAUUUCACCAGAAAGCUGAACAGUACAUGAGCAAUGUUGAUUCAUGGUGUAAGGCUUGUGGUAAAGUAGAACUUCCAUCAGAGCUGCAGGAUUUGGAAGAUGCCAUACAUCAUCAUCAAGGAAUUUAUGAGCACAUCACAGUGGCUUACUCUGAGGUCAGUCAAGAAGGAAAAUCUCUCCUGGACAAACUUCAGCGGCCAUUAACUCCUGGUAGCUCUGAUUCCCUGACUGCUUCUGCCAACUAUUCAAAGGCUGUUCACCAUGUCUUAGAUGCUGUUCAUGAGGUUUUGCACCAUCAGCGACAACUAGAAAAUAUAUGGCAACAUCGAAAGGUUCGAUUACAUCAGCGAUUGCAACUCUGCGUUUUUCAGCAAGAUGUUCAGCAGGUGCUAGAUUGGAUUGAAAACCACGGAGAAGCCUUUCUUAGUAAACACACAGGUGUAGGGAAGUCUCUUCACAGAGCAAGGGCAUUGCAAAAACGGCAUGAAGAUUUUGAGGAGGUUGCACAGAAUACUUAUACUAAUGCAGAUAAGUUAUUGGAAGCUGCAGAACAGUUGGCACAAACAGGAGAGUGUGACCCUGAAGAAAUUUAUCAGGCAGCUCAUCAGUUAGAAGACCGAAUCCAAGACUUUGUUCGACGAGUUGAACAGAGAAAGGUUUUGUUGGAUAUGUCGGUAUCACUUCAUUCACAUGUUAAGGAGUUGUGGACCUGGAUGGAGGAUUUGCAAAAGGAACUACUGGAUGAUGUCUAUGCAGAGUCGGUGGAAGCUGUUCAGGAUUUAUUAAAGAGGUUUGGGCAGCAACAGCAAACAACUCUCCAGUUUACAGUCAAUAUAAUUAAAGAAGGUGAAGAUCUUAUCCAACAAUUAAGGGAUUCUGCAAUUUCCAGUAAUAAGACCCCACACAACAGCUCAAUUAAUCACAUUGAAAGUGUUCUUCAGCAACUGGAUGAAGCUCAAUCGCAGAUGGAGGAGCUUUUCCAAGAAAGAAAAGUGAAACUUGAACUUUUCCUGCAGCUGCGAAUUUUUGAGAGAGAUGCAAUUGAUAUAAUAUCAGACUUGGAAUCCUGGAAUGAAGAACUUAAUUUACAAAUGAACAACUUUGACACAGAGGACCUCACUCUCGCAGAGCAGCGGUUACAGCACCAUGCCGAUAAAGCACUAACUAUUAAUAAUCUGACAUUUGAUGUUAUCCACCAAGGACAAGAACUUCUACAGUAUGUCAAUGAGGUGCAAGCUUCAGGAGUUGAUCUUCUCUGUGAUAGAGAUGUGGAUAUGGCAACACGAGUGCAAGAUUUACUUGAAUUUCUGCAUGAAAAACAACAGGAUUUGGAUCUGUCAGCAGAGCAACACAGAAAACAUCUAGAGCAAUGUGUUCAACUUCGUCAUCUUCAAGCUGAAGUAAAACAGGUUCUUGGUUGGAUCAGAAAUGGUGAAUCCAUGCUAAAUGCUGGCCUGAUAACGGCCAGUUCACUGCAAGAGGCAGAGCAGCUCCAAAGGGAACAUGAGCAGUUUCAACAUGCAAUAGAGAAAACUCACCAGAGUGCGCUGCAGGUCCAGCAUAAAGCAGAGGCUAUGCUUCAAGCCAAUCAUUAUGACAUGGAAAUGAUUAGGGAUUGUGCAGAAAAAGUAGCUUCACACUGGCAACAGUUAAUGCUGAAGAUGGAAGAUCGUUUGAAGCUAGUAAAUGCCUCAGUAGCUUUUUAUAAAACUUCAGAACAGGUUUGUAGUGUUCUUGAAAGCUUAGAGCAGGAAUAUAAGAGAGAAGAAGACUGGUGUGGAGGGGCUGAUAAACUUGGACCAAACUCAGAAACUGACCAUGUCACCCCAAUGAUUAGCAAGCAUCUUGAACAAAAAGAAGCCUUCCUAAAGGCUUGCACUUUGGCCCGAAGGAAUGCUGAUGUCUUUUUGAAAUACUUACACAGAAAUAGUGUAAACAUGCCAGGGAUGGUUUCACAUGUCAAAGCUCCGGAGCAACAAGUAAAAAAUAUCUUAAAUGAGUUGUUUCAAAGAGAAAAUAGAGUGUUACAUUAUUGGACACUAAGGAAAAGACGACUUGACCACUGUCAGCAAUAUGUAGUAUUUGAAAGAAGUGCAAAACAGGCCCUUGAAUGGAUUCAUGACAGUGGUGAAUUUUAUUUAUCCACUCAUACAUCAACAGGGUCUACUGUACAGCAUACUCAGGAGCUGUUAAAAGAACAUGAAGAGUUUCAAAUUACUGCCAAGCAAACUAAGGAAAGGGUAAAAUUAUUGAUACAGCUUGCUGAUGGCUUUUGUGAGAAAGGGCACGCUCAUUCGUCAGAAAUUAAAAAAUGUAUUUCGGUGCUGGACAAAAGGUAUCGAGAUUUCUCUGUGCGAAUGGAGAAGUACCGUACAAGUUUAGAAAAAGCAUUAGGAAUUUAUAACGACUCCAACAAAUCGAGUAAAAGUCUACAAUUAGACAUAAUUCCAGGCACUGCACCAGGAUGUGAAGUAAAGCUCCGAGAUGCAACACAUGAACUUAAUGAAGAAAAAAGGAAAUCUGCUCGUAGAAAAGAGUUUAUUAUGGCUGAGCUUAUUCAGACAGAAAAGACAUAUGUCAGAGAUCUGCGAGAAUGUUUGGAUACUUAUUUGUGGGAAAUAACUAGCGGAGUUGAAGAAAUUCCACCUGGCAUUGUGAACAAAGAGCAUAUCAUUUUUGGAAACAUGCAGGAAAUUUAUGAGUUUCAUAAUAAUGUAUUUCUUAAGGAGCUUGAAAAGUAUGAACAAUUGCCAGAAGAUGUGGGACAUUGUUUUGUCACCUGGGCUGAUAAAUUUCAGAUGUAUGUGUCUUACUGCAAAAAUAAACCUGAUUCCACACAACUCAUCUUGGAGCAAGCAGGAUCUUAUUUUGAUGAAAUCCAGCAGCGUCAUGAAUUGGCAAACUCAAUUUCUUCUUAUCUUAUCAAACCGGUGCAACGGAUAACAAAAUAUCAGCUUCUGUUAAAGGAGCUUUUGACGUGUUGUGAAGAAGGGAAAGGAGAAAUUAAGGAUGGUUUGGAGGUCAUGCUGAGUGUUCCAAAAAGAGCAAAUGAUGCCAUGCAUCUUAGCAUGCUAGAAGGUUUUGAGGAGAACAUUGAUUCUCAGGGGGAACUGAUUCUGCAAGAUUCUUUCCAAGUGUGGGACCCUAAAACAUUAAUACGAAAAGGCAGAGAAAGACAUAUUUUUCUCUUUGAGAUGUCUUUAGUAUUUAGCAAAGAGGUGAAAGAUUCCACUGGAAGAAGCAAGUACAUUUACAAGAUGAAACUAUUUACUUCAGAAUUAGGAGUCACAGAACAUGUAGAAGGUGACCCUUGUAAAUUCGCACUCUGGGUUGGCAGGACUCCAUCAUCUGACAACAAAAUUGUUCUCAAGGGUUCCAGUAUUGAGAACAAGCAAGACUGGAUUAAGCAUAUACGAGAAGUUAUACAAGACAGAACAAUUCAUUUGAGAGGUGCUUUGAAAGAGCCUAUUCAUAUACCCAAGACAGUAUCAACAAAACAAAAAUCUGUUAGACGGUGCAGCAGGGGAGAAGAAACAGGCGAGGGAAGCCUUGAACCUGGCCUUCAUUCUGGCACAGGCACCAAAAUAGAUCCUGAAGACUUUGACAGUCAAGGAGAUGGCAGUCAACCUGAUACAAUAUCAAUUGCAUCCAGAACAUCACAAAAUACAUUAGACAGUGAUAAGCUUUCAGGAGGUUGUGAAUUGACAGUGGUCAUACAUGAUUUUACUGCAUGCAACACAAAUGAAUUGACAGUGCGACGGGGACAGACUGUAGAGAUUCUUGAGAGACAGCACGAUAGACCUGACUGGUGCUUAGUCCGGACAACUGACAAAUCGCCAGCGUCAGAAGGAUUAGUUCCUUGUAGUUCUCUCUGCAUUGCCCACUCAAGAAGUAGUAUGGAAAUGGAAGGGAUAUUUAAUCAUAAAGACUCCAUCUCUGUUAAUGACGCUAGCCCCCCAGCUUCGUUGAAUUCAUUGCAGCCACAUAUGGUGAAUACACAAAGCUCACCAGGUCCUAAGCGACCUGGUAACACAUUGAGGAAAUGGCUAACAAGCCCUGUGAGGAGACUUAGUAGUGGAAAAGCUGAUGGACAUGUGAAAAAGAUGGCUCAUAAACAUAAAAAAAGUAGAGAUGUGCGCAAAAACACAGAUUCCAGCUAUCAAAAGGACUCUGAUGAUAGUGCAGCAACACCGCAGGAUGAGACCAUUGAAGAGCGAGUACGAAAUGAGGGGCUCAGUAGUGGCACACUUUCUAAGUCAUCAUCCUCUGGCAUGCAGAGUUGUGGAGAAGAAGAAAGUGAGGAAGGGCCUGAUGCCGUUCCCUUGCCACCUCCUAUGGCUAUUCAACAACAUAGUCUUCUUCAGUGUGAUUCUCAGGAUGACAAGACAUCUAGAUUGCUGGCACGCCCAACUAGUUCUGAGACUCCAAGUGCCGCUGAACUUGUCAGUGCUAUAGAAGAACUUGUUAAAAGCAAAAUGGCUUUGGAAGACCGGCCAAGUUUUCUUCAAGUAGACCAAGGUGACAGCAGCAGUCCAUCUUUUAAUCCUUCAGAUACAUCUCUACAAUCUUCAGCAUCCCCAAUUGAGGAGAUUGAAGAAAAGAAGUCUAGUUCCCUAAAGAGACGACAUUAUGUGUUACAGGAAUUAGUCGAUACAGAACGGGAUUAUGUGAAGGAUCUUGGUUAUGUUGUUGAGGGGUAUAUGGCACUCAUGAAGGAGGAUGGUGUUCCAGAUGACAUGAAGGGAAAGGAUAAAAUUAUAUUUGGAAAUAUUCAUCAAAUUUAUGACUGGCACAGAGAGUUUUUUAUGGGAGAACUACAGAAGUGUUUGGGAGAACCAGAACGGCUAGCACCUUUAAUUGUUAAACAUGAAAGAAGAUUACAUAUGUAUAUAGUUUACUGCCAAAACAAGCCAAAUUCUGAGCAUAUUGUUUCAGAAUACAUUGACACUUAUUUUGAGGACUUAAAACAGCGGCUGGGCCACCGACUUCAGCUAACAGAUUUACUAAUUAAACCUGUACAAAGAAUAAUGAAAUAUCAGUUACUUUUAAAGGAUUUCCUGAAGUACUCAAAAAAAGCCUGUGUAAAUGUUGCAGAAUUGGAGAAAGCUGUUGAAGUCAUGUGUGUUGUACUAAAACGGUGUAACGACAUGAUGAAUGUUGGGCGACUGCAAGGGUUUGAGGGCAAAAUUGUAGCUCAAGGAAAACUUCUGCUUCAAGAUAUGUUUCUUGUCACUAAUCAAGAUGCAGGACUACACUGCAAAGAAAGACGGGUCUUUUUGUUUGAACAAAUAGUUAUCUUCAGUGAGCCUUUAGAUAAAAGAAGAGGUUUUUCGACACCAAGCUUUUUAUUUAAAAAUAGUGUUAAGGUGAGUUGUCUUUGCUUGGAAGAAUGUAUUGAUAGUGAUCCAUGCAAGUUUGCACUGUUGGCAAGAUCUGGAGAGUCUGCUGAAAGAUAUAUUCUGAAUUCUACAUCUCCUGCUGUAAGACAAUUGUGGAUUCAUGAAAUACACAAAAUAUUAGACAACCAGCUUAACUUCCUGAAUGCCUUGGUGUCUCCAUCUGAAUACCACAACCACCACACUGAUGGAAACAAUCUUAACGGUGGGAACAAUUCCACUAGUCUUACAAAUUCAACGGGGAUUGGUAUCUCUGGCAGAAUGAGGCCAUCUCGAAUACCCCAGCCAGUCAGACAUUAUUCUUCGCUUCUGGUUUCCACUUCUGUUAUGUCUGAAACAGACAAAUCAUCAGCUUCUUUCACCAGGAGCCCUCUUCAUAAAGGCUCUUUUUGGAGCACAGUACAAGUAAAUCCUGCUAGCAUCCCAGGCUCUGCUGUUUUUCCCAGGAACAGUGAUUUCCUGCAACGCAAGGGUCCAAGACAUCACAUACACAUCAAGAACUCAGAUCGCCUCAGCACCUGCUCCUCCACGAGUGAGCAGAAAAUUCAAACUACUCAGAGUAAUGGGGAUAGAUCAUCAGUAUCAGAUAGGCAGGCGGCCGACUCCCGGAAUCCCCGCCAAUCAGCAGUUUGGAAGGUCAGCAGCCCUUGUACGAGUGCUGCCUUUUCUUCGUUGCGUACUGUUAAGGGAAAUGUUAAUUAUUGAUAUUGUAAGUAAUUUUAAUAAUCAUAAAUAGGCGUAAGUCGUCUAGUGAUGACUCUGCCUAUUUAUACUUUAAAAGAGAAACUCUGUUGCCUUACUCUACACUGAACUAAACUGUGCGACUUACUUCUACAAUGAAGGAGUAUACACUGUAUGUUAUGAAUAAAUAAAUAUUUAUUACACAAUACAAAUAGUCUAUUACGCUAUAUCUAUAUAUAUAUUUAUAUUUCAAUGGUUAUAAAUAUAUAUAUAUAUAUAACACGCACCACAGUACAGUAAACACAAUCCUAACUACACGACACACAAUACAAUACAAUUCCACCCCACAAACUAGCUAUACAAUACACUCACUUACACAAUAGCAGCAGCAGCUCCCACCCACCUGGCUACACACUGUCCCUAUGAGGAUUAACACAAUCCGGCACUGCAAGGGUUAAUUACCAAAAGGGUUAACCCAGGGUUGGUGAGUUAACACAGGGUAAUAGCUAAUGCAGGGAUUGCUGGGGAUUACAGGGGUUAAUGCUCUGCAGGGCAGGGAUGAGCAGGGCUAUGGCAGGAGUAGUCACAGCAGUAAAUGGCACGGGAGUGGACUGGGUAAUGGGAUUGGUGGCUGUGGGAUAAAGGGCUAAUGGAAUAAUGCAUUGGUGGUAUAGGGGUUACUUAGCCAUCCAAGGUUAAUGUUGCUCGUCUCUUCCUUCCCCCAGCGCUGCUUGUGCUUUUUCAAUGGGGGGAUCUUCAGCGCAGAGUGCGCUUUCCCUCUCCUAGCGCAGCCCAGCACAUGGCUGCCUGCAUUCUUUCUUCUGGGGGGGUGACCGGGUUUCUGCCUUGAGUAGAGUGCUGCCGGGUUAUUUAAACCGCACGCUUCUAGGCACGUAGGAUGAUUUGAAUCUCUUGCGCGCGCUUCCAGGCGGAGGAUGUUUUGACUCUCCCGCCUGUGAAACGCCUGCAUACUUCCUGCUAAGAUACCCGACCUACAGGGGAGGGGGAGCUCUUUGUUCCCCCGCCUUUUGUAAUGCAGAACAUAUCCGGCCUUGCCAGUGAUUUUAUCCAAGGACAGAGGAUCUAAAUUCAUUCUUUGUCCUUUGAAGUGCCCGAAACUGGACAUAAUUGUCCAAUUUUCGGACUCUCCUCAGCCAUGGGGCACCUGGAACUGGGGGGAAUCGAAGUAUAUAUACGUAUAUAUAUUAAUAUAGAUACUUGGCGCAUAUCUAUAUACAUAUAUACACACACACAAACCAGGGGUACAUAUGUACCAUCUGGACGCAUUUAGGUUCAAAUAAGUACAUAUAGUAACAUAGUAAAUAAGGCCGAAAAAAGACAUUUGUCCAUCCAGUUUGACCUGUUAUCCUGUUAUACAUACA